UUCGUCUUGAAAAGAAUUUACUGGAAUUCAAGUGUUUAAAGUGAACUUUCGAGAACAAAACAUGCGAUCUCGGAUAUGGAUCUUAGCCCUGCUGGGAAUCGUUCUGCGUAUGAUAAUUGAAACUUCUGCACAGGAGUAUCGAGUGAUUUGCGGUAGAAGAAAGGUGAAAACAAGCUACCUUAUUCAAAAUGGGCUAGACGCAAAGCCGGGUCAUUGGCCAUGGCAUGCAGCAAUUUUCUAUAUAAAAAAUGACUUGUUCGACUAUAAGUGCGGAGGAUCGAUUAUAGACGAGAACACCAUCUUAACAGCCGCGCACUGUGUUUUCACGAGUGGAGUGAAACGGGCAAGCGAAGUCUCAAUCCACGUUGGCCGUAACCAUAUCAAAGAAGAUGCAGAGUACACACAGAUACAUGAUGCACAAGACAUAAUAGUACAUCCUAAAUUUAGAUCAGGUACAAUUUACAACGACAUCGCCCUAAUUAAGCUGGACACCAGCAUCACGUGGUCAAAGUUUGUGCAACCCGUCUGCUUGUGGAACUUGGACGAAAGUUGGAACACAAUCGUCGGUAAGAAUGGUACGAUCGUCGGAUUCGGCUUAACUGAAGCGAACACUGUAUCAGAGAAUUUAAAGCAAACGUUAGUUGGUGUCAUUGAUGGGCUGAAGUGCGUGGAAAAGGAUCGUGAUGUGUUUGGCAAUCAGCUUACAUCGAAUAUGAUAUGCGCCGGAGGACAGGAAGGUGCUAUAGCGUGUAGCGGUGAUAGUGGCGGUGGCAUGUUUUUCGAAAUCGAAGGCAAAUGGUUCGUUCGAGGUAUUGUUUCUUUUACACCACGUUUAACUGUAGAUGGACUUUGCGAUGCGUCAACAUACACCGCCUUUACUGAUGUUUCUAAGUAUAUGGACUGGAUUACAAAGUAUGUUGAUCCUCGCGUCUUGUCGGUUAGCUCUGAUGUUAUUGAAGUGGACUACGAUGAAAAGCUCGAACUGUUUGAUCUUAAUACGUGCGGUUUGGUAUCCAGCACGGUUGCUGCUGACGGUGACCGAUGGACCCUGCCCUGGCUUGGAUUUGUUGGAAUUUAUAAGUCGUCGGAUAAUACGAUCGAUAAAAGAUGUGCAGUCACAUUGUUGAACGAAUGGUAUGCUGUAGGGCCGGCACAUUGUUUCCAAAACGACGGUUUAGAACGAAGAGUACUUUUUGGUGGUAAUAGCGAACUGACAGAACCGAUUUGUAACAAUCGAAAGAAACCCUGUCAAAGCCCAACACAAAUGCUUCAAAUACAACGAGUCAUCAUCCAUCCGAAAUACAGCAUCAACAAUACUGCGGACAAUAUAGCACUUAUUGAGUUGCUCAACCCAGCGGAUACAACGCAACCGAAUGUACAAGCUAUUUGUAUACCAAUCAUCCCCAAGUUACGAACAAACAAAACUGAGGACCUUUCUAUUGCGUCUCAUAUGUCUUUUCCUCGUUCCUUUGCAAGCAAACCAGUAAAUUUCAUCGAUUCCAACGACUGUACUGCCAAAUACGCCCAAGAAGAGUUCUCUCUGUUCCUCGAAACAAAGCGACUUUGUACCCAAAUCUCUGACAGAGGUGCGCAGGACUGCAUUCAGCUGAAAGCUGGAGGACCUCUCCAACAGUUGAGAAGGUUCAACGGAAGAAGGCAAUAUUUCCUACGAGGUUUCGAUUUGUUUGGGCGCUCUUGUUCAACCUCGUUACCAUCCGUUUAUAGCAAUGUAAACAACUACCUUGACUGGAUACUGUACAACAUGAGAUACGACAUUUUGGAAAAGAAUGAUGAAGCUCCAAGCAAUGAAGGCUCUGAUAUAGAGGAUAGUUGGAAUACGCUACAUCAAGAGCCAGACCGGGAGAAGCUUUCGCUAUUCAACCUAGAUACCUGUGGAGUUGCGUCCCUAAACAUUGAUACGGUCGACGAACGUACAUUCUACCCCUGGAUGGGAUUGUUGGCCACGCAUAAAAACACCAUGGAGGCCAUAACAUACAUCGAAAGUGCAGUUGUUUUGAUCAGUGACAGAUACGCAUUGACUCCUGCUCACAUUAUCAACAAUUCAGUGUCAUGUCUUAAACUUCAGCUUGGCAGUAUGAUUGACUCUUCCGAUGUGGUCUGCGAAGAAGGCGAUGAGUCCACGCUUUGCGAUCCUGAGUUACAGAAAAUCCCAAUACAACGAAUGAUUGUUCAUCCGCAGUACAACGCUUUCGAUAACAGCAACAACAUCAUGCUAUUGGAACUGUCUAGACCAGUGAGAAAGCCUCAGAUAAAUCCGGUCUGUUUGCCGGUCGAUGAUCAGAUUCGCAGCUACGACAUUUCCGACAUGAGAGCCCACGCCUUCAAUUUGCUCACACUCAACUUCAUUGCACAGAAGCUGGACAAACAUACGUACUUUACUUCUAGCGAGUGUCAAACGCGAUGGAACAAGUUGGCACUAAAUUGGAGCCUCGAAAAUGUUACACAAUGCAUAAUGGCUCAAUACUCACCCAACACGGAAUAUAGUAGGUCCGGAUUCGGAUGCGGAACUGGUUCCAGAAUCGGAUUCGUUUCGGAAUCGAUUCCGGAAUCGGAUCCUGAAUUGGUGCCAGAAUCGGAUCCGGAAUUGAUUCCGGAACCAGAAACGAUUCCGAAAACGAAAUCGGAAUCAGAAGCGAUUACCCAUUAA
Anopheles funestus (African malaria mosquito) is the source of this 2668-nucleotide messenger RNA. Its product is annotated as transmembrane protease serine 9-like. The coding region runs from base 62 to 2668 and encodes 868 amino acids. Lineage: Eukaryota; Metazoa; Arthropoda; Insecta; Diptera; Culicidae. The record is from RefSeq and is a predicted model, not a curated record. The transcript is spliced from 5 exons. Gene Ontology annotation, molecular function: serine-type endopeptidase activity. Gene Ontology annotation, biological process: proteolysis.